Messenger RNA from Rhopilema esculentum, 6900 nucleotides. RefSeq names its product nuclear receptor subfamily 2 group F member 1-A. Gene Ontology annotation, molecular function: sequence-specific DNA binding; zinc ion binding; DNA-binding transcription factor activity. The record is from RefSeq and is a predicted model, not a curated record. Lineage: Eukaryota; Metazoa; Cnidaria; Scyphozoa; Rhizostomeae; Rhizostomatidae. Gene Ontology annotation, biological process: regulation of DNA-templated transcription.
GUCAAAGUUCAGACGUUUCAGACAGUGUCACGCUUGCCUAAUUGCUGUCGGCCUUCGGAGCUGUGUCCAGGUUUCCAUGUUGACUGUACAUUAAAGGCAUAUGCCCCAGAGGUCACGGAAACAAACCCGGCGAAAAUGGAGAGCCAAGCCAAACAAGAGUCUCCAGUGCAGGAGAUGCCGAACGACGUGCCUGUGUGGCGGGAAAAUGGGGUCAACGAGGACGAAAUAAAAAGUGAAAACCAGCAGAUUCAUUGUGCAGUUUGCGGAGAUAAGUCGUCAGGAAAGCAUUACGGUGUAUUUACAUGUGAAGGCUGCAAAAGCUUCUUUAAACGGAGCGUGCGACGAAACCUAACUUACACAUGUCGGGCAUCGCGAAAUUGCCCCAUCGACCAGCAUCACAGAAACCAAUGUCAAUUCUGCAGGUUAAAAAAAUGUCUCAAGGAGGGGAUGCGGAAAGAUGUCCAGCGCGGAAGGUUAUCGUCAUCCCCGGCACAGCCCCUGGUUCCAGUCAGCUUGGUAAAUGGGGGUGUUGUCAAUGGCUACCCUUCAUUAUCAGGGUUCGUUUCGAUGCUGAUGAGAGCCGAGCCUUACCCAACAACGAGGAGCAUUCAGAACUCAGUUAGCCUACCAAGCUAUGUUAUGGGCAUCGAUAAUGUCUGUGAGCUGGCUGCUCGUUUGCUAUUUUCCGCUGUUGAGUGGGCUAGAAGCAUUCCCUUUUUCCCCGACAUGGGUGUCUCUGACCAGGUAGCCCUGCUAAGACUCAGUUGGAAAGAGUUGUUUAUACUGAAUGCCGCUCAGUGCCCGAUGCCGAUACAAGUUGCCCAUUUGCUAGCUGCUGGAGGGGUCCACAGCACCCCAAUCAAUGAUCGCAUUAUAUCAUUCAUGGAUCAUGUCAGGAUUCUUCAAGAUCAAAUGGACAAACUCAAGAAUAUGCACGUCGACCCAGCAGAAUAUGCUUGUUUAAAAGCAAUAGUUCUUUUCACGCCGGAUGCACCAGGCCUGUCCGAUCCAGCAUAUAUUGAAAGUCUGCAAGAGAAGAGUCAGUGUGCUUUGGAAGAUUACGUCAGGAGCCAGUACCCGACGCAGCCCAGUCGCCUAGGUAAGAUUCUGCUAAGGCUUCCGUCAAUACGCACUGUCAACCAGAGCGUGAUAGAACAGGUCUUCUUUGUCAGGCUGGUGGGAAAGACCCCCAUAGAAACCCUAAUACGGGACAUGCUUCUCUCUGGCACAUCCACCUCAAAUUGGACCACGUACGUUGGAAACAGGCCUUAGUGCAAGAAGCUUAGAAGGCCUGUUGUGUACGAUGACGCAGGAAUGUCUAGCGACAGCACAGAUCCUCAACGAAGACCGAUAGCAUGCUUUCAAGUAGGAGGAAACUUUACCUAAUUCAAUAGAUCGGACCCAUUGAACGGUCCCAGGGGACUUUGUUUGGGUUUUAUGAUAAAUCAAUGCUUUAAUAAAACUAAGGCCGGGGCUGUCGUAGGCGGGGGCUGGGGGUCAGUAGGUUUAUAGAAAUGCUCUGUUACCAAGCUAUUACCUAGUUUCAUUAAUGGGCAAUAACUUCUUAGCCUACCCCCGCCCCCGUGUCACUUUUUCUGAUGGCCCUGAAAGAUGAGUGUACACAGGUGACUAAUGACAAAGUAACCCUGCCCGACCUCUGAAGUACUUGAAGUAUACAAUAUUGUUGAGGGUUUUUUGUUGAGGCGUCAACUGUUUCAUUUAAAUAUGGCUGGUAACUUGAACACAAAAUAUGACUGCGAACAUGACUCUUGAAAACAGUAUUUAUGGACAUUUCUUGUUGAUUGCUUGAGCCAUUUUCGCACUUAAGCCGUUGUCACGUAAAAGCGGAAUUGUGUCAGCUUCAGAUUUCAGCUACUUGUGUUAACAGAUAAAUCUUGCUUUCUUGCUUGCUUGCUUUCUUGCUUUCUUGCUUGCUUGCUUUCUUGCUUGCUUGCUUGCUGGCUUUCUUGCUUUCUUGCUUGCUUGCUUUCUUGCUUGCUUGCUUGCUUGCUUUCUUGCUUGCUUGCUUGCUGGCUUUCUUGCUUUCUUGCUUUCUUGCUACUUUUUACUACUUUUAAACUUUUUCUAGGCAGCGAAAUAGUAAAUUGCUUGAAUGUAGCAUCCACUCUUUUUCUUGUAAUAACCGAAUCCAAGACUACCUAGGCCAAAGCAAAAAAGCUGAAAUGAUUUCUCUGUUACCACGAAUUAGCUGCAACUUCAGUGCGGUGUUGGAAGAACCUAUUAGUCCUAAAAAUUUGACUUGGAACGCUUACAAAUCUUUGCUUUAAAUUCUGCAAGACUGAGAGACAAAAGAAUCUCCUAUGCAAGUAUGUUUGAUGUUUAGACCCCGAUUUCAUUUAUAUGGCUAGCUGACUGCUCUGUCGAAUUUAUGGUUGUCAGGCGUUAAGUUAUCGAUUUUGGUACAGUAAAACAGUUUUUCUGUAUAAUAAAGAGAACAUUUCGUUAUUGGAGAUUGAAAAUGAGAUGUGCGUGGAUUGAUAUAGUUGCUAGUCCUUUAACCUGUACCCUAUAACCCCAAGCCAUAGUGCUUGAACCUACGCGACCAUUUUCAAUGUGACAAGCUUCGAUGCUGGUGGUAUUUUCGGUCUUGAUUAUGGGAUUUUAGUGUUGGGAUGCAACUUUCAAAGCAUAGGCUUGUUGCGUUCGUGGAUCUCAAAGUGCAAAGGUCGACCAGUUGAUGUCGUGUCUAACGCUGUGCACGAAAUAUGAUUUGAACAAGUGGCCAAUCGUUAACAAAUAUCUAUGUCGCUUGUGUACAGAAAAAUAACAAAACAAAAAGUAUAUUUGUAAGCUGGUGUUUUGAUUAGCAGCCAAUCAAAUAUGUUUUCAUUUACUUUUUUUGACGGAGGGUCCUUUUCGCGCCAGGGUUUGGCUGUCAUGGCCCGGAAACAUUGGCCUAGCCAUGGCCUUUCUUUCGCUCAAAGCUUUGCUUUAUUAAACCCUAGUCAUCAUCACUUUUUAACAUUUCAUCCCAUUGAUCGGAGGCUGCUUCUUAGCUGAGUUUCAAGAAUCAAUGUCUUAGAUAAUGCUGUUCUUGCUGAAAUGAAGUUUAUAAGGCACGUGAUAUUGAGGCGCUGAUAGCUUUCAAAGGCCUAAAUUUUCUGCCUGUUGUGACUGCUUGUAGACACACCGUCUCACGUGCAGAUUUGUUCGUUCCGUUAUCUUGCCCGUGUCACGAUUAUAAACAAUCCGUUAUCCUUAUUAUUUCAAGACGCCACAGUUUUGGUUAAGAGGUUUACAGUAAGUGUUUUUUGACGAGACAUGGCCUAUGCAGCGAACAGCUGUUUAGCACGUUUGGCGGUAAAACGCCUCGCUGCUGUGGUAAAUGUCUCAAAGAGAGAGGCGAGAGGCAGUGAUGGGACAGAGGCUUCGCAAGGUUGGUCAGAAACAAAAGAUCUGCUUUUUCAUAGCAGCAGAUUAUUUGCAUGCACAGGUCACUUGCCCUUAUUAGCAUAGACUGGGCUGGGUGCUCUAUCGGAGUGUUUGGUUUAUGUGUAAACGCCUUUCUCUGUCAAGUCAUUGUCGCAUUGAAAUCAUUGUUAUAAUGGAUGACAUUGCUACAUUCGCUAUGCGCAUAGUUUUUGUUUAUAACUGUUAAAAGAGUCAUGUUUGCAGAAACCGGCCUAGUUCUGCUAGCCAGAGCCUUGAGAACGCAUUGCGUCAUAUAGAGCCAGGCUAUGCCGCAUGGCUUACAUGAGAUUUUCAGAAAUAUCGCGAGUCAUGAAGCUCCAUUUCUACCCUACUUCAAAGGAAUAAAUCAGUUUUAUAAAGUUCAAUCAUUUCAAGACAGUCACCUGUGUACACCUCAAUCUAUUUGCCUGUGUUACCUAACCAAAAAGUUGUAGAUUUGUCGAUUUUUACAUCGUUGUAAAGCCUUUUAGAGAGGCCGCGCCGCUAUGAUCAAUGUAAAAUUUUUAGAAAACAUACUUUCAAGGGUAGUCCUUGAGCUGCUGUCGGCCAAGACGAUAAAGGCAUUAUAGUGUAGAGAGAGAGAGAGAGAACUCUAGAAUCUGAUUGUACGUUUCACGUUUUCAGUUUAUGGUUGUCUCUUAAAUAAAAUAGAUGACUAACGUAUGAGAGCCGUAAUCGAUAAAAAAGUCAUUCUCUAAAAGAUUUGAUUCUUACCCAGUCAGUGAAAGACGUGUAUAAUUUACAAUCCUAAUUUAAGUUUUACCUUUUAUUUGGUGUACCUUAUUUUACGUUAUGUGAAAACAUGAAACAUUAGUCAGAGCGAGGCUUUUUCCUGCGCACCCCCUCGCCAUCAAUACGAGGCAGCUCCAGAUGCCUAAACUGGAUUUGCUCUGGAACUGUCACUUUACGGCUGUUAUACGUUAUUAUUAGUGAUGUAAAUAUAGAUUUUAUAGAUGUGGAUAACUUAAUUCAUGCAUAGGAAAGUAGAUAUGUUUCUAAACAAAACCUCUGCACGUGCAAUGGCCUGUUGGGUCGGUAUAAUCAACCUGCGGAUUCUUAAAUCUUCUACCUUCUUGAACGCCUUCGUGGAAGUCACGAAACUCUUUGCUUGGCGUGGUAUUCAUCGCGUAAAGCUGCUAGCGUUUGAUAAAACCGCAGUUUUAACGUUUUGCAGUAGCAACUUGAGGUUACGACUUCAUCAAAGCAAGCUUGCGAGACAGUUGAAUAAUCCAGGACGAAUGGAAGAAAACUUAUUUACGAGAUUUUCUUCAAAAUUCUUAAAGGUAUUGAUUUUUGUUUUCUGUCUGCCGUAUUCUGCUUUAGAAGUUUAAACCCUGUACGCAGACAGAAAGCGAAAAUGAAUACGUCAAAGGUGUAUGUUUUUUUAUUUUGAUAAAGAGACACGUUGAGCAUUCUUCCAAAUCGGCAGCAAACGGACCCAUACGGCCACUGCACAAACUACUCUUCACCUUUUCUACGCUUUAUUUCAACACCCACCAUGAAACGUCCAUCGUCCAUAUAUCCCUAAGUCCGCACGAUCACAGAAUAGAAAUGACAUUUCUAUUCUGUUGCACGAUCGAACAAGCCCUGAUAAACAUUAUUUUUCAUGAUUUGACGGUGUUUGUCAAGUCUGGAACGUCGUUGGCAGAGAUAAGUUAAGGAGGUGAAUUAGCCUAAUCUGUUUAAUGUCUGGGUGGGUUUCAUUUCUAAAAUGCUUUCUGUUGAACCCAAAAUGACUCCUUCAAAUCCAAGAAAUACAUUGGAUAAAUUGGUAAAUAUUUUUCAACCAAACAUGAAAUAAAUUCAACAGUCCCCAGGGAUGCAUUAGGUAUCUGAUGUAUCAGCAUCGCAUUAGGAAGAGAUAAUCUGUUACCCUAUUCUUGCAGGUAUCUAUCGUGAAAUGGGUAAAGCAAUUCUUUGGAAGCAAUUUGUAGUAAAGCAAUUCGUUUUAUGAAUUGCAGCUUCCAAGAGAAUAAGGUUUAUCUUAUAUCUAAAAACAGCGGAAACUUGCAGACCUUUGAAAUUUAGGACUUGAAUACUUUAGUGCCAAUCAACUGUUUUUUUUCAAAAUAUCUUGUCGUGGUUUUGUAGCAGGCAUUAAUAACGGGUAGCAAAUCCCUUGAUGGUAUUAAUUGCAGCUUGAUAUUAAAGUACAAAAUUAAUGUGCGUUUUAAAAGUGGAACAAAUCCCAUCAUAUUCCAUUGUUAACUUUGAAAUCGUUCUCGGCGAAUUAGGCUUAACAACUUUUACAAGACUGUCCUCACAAAGAAUUUCUUGUGUUUCAAUUUUUAUGAUUAGCAAGGCCAAUAAUCGUUGACUAAUGUAUUGUUCAGUUAUAAAAACACUGUCAAUGUUACGAUGAAGUUUUGUUCCAAAGUUUACCCCAAUAGAUGUUUAUAUGUUCCAAACUCGUUACCUUCAGUACCUUUUGUUGUCAUUACCGCCAACUGUGUCCUGCAAGCCCAACAUUCACAUAGGUUUAACGUAGCCCCUGAUUGCAUGGUGCUUUUUCGCGAUAGUGUUUUUUGAUAUUUUUUUUCGUUUCCCAUUUUUCGGAAAUUCAUCAGAGCUCCAGGUCAGAGCUCCAGGCUAUAGACUUUUACAGGGUUUUGUAUGCUUUUAAAGUUUUUGGUAAUGUAGAGUUUAACACUGUCAGGAAGUAAAACCGUUUUUACAUAUUAGGGCUGAACAUCUGUCCCGGUGAAUUACCACCAAUAGACCCUACCCUGGGAAUGUAUUAUCCGUUAGCUGGAAAAGUAAUAAUAAAAUUUCUCAAAAAAGUUGCAUGGAUAUUGACCAUACGUUUAGUUUUUUAUACACGAUUUAAUGAGAAUUGACCAGGGUAUUGAUUUAAAAUCGACCAAUCAUACACACAAUAUCACCCAAUUAAAGCGUUUUUAUAUUUUGGCCCUCCCAAUUACAACCCAGUUUUUUAAAUUCACCCAAUGACAUAAUUUGAAUGAAUUUAAUUGCAAAUUAAUCUUUCAUGGACAGUAGCGCCAGAGUGAUUUGCGGGUGAGGAACCAAAAGGCCCCUUUCUCAUUGAAAUACCCCACCCCCCCCACCUCUGACAAGGGCUUACUUAUAUAAUCAUCCUCACAUUAUCAGCUCACCGAUUCUUUAUUAUAACUAUGCCUGCCCGCUGUAGCUUUUAACUUUUAACAGGAAGUAGUUGUCCUCUCGAUUAAAUUGAUAGUUUUCUAAAGACUUUAGAGAGAGGGACAGUUUGUCGUAUUCGUAAAAUUGUGUGCACACCGUUGGCACUGUGCAUGGUAAACUAUUCUUAGAAAUGCCAGGUGAGACUUGGCCAUCAACAGAAGACGCAUGAUUUUUAGUUCUGUGGACGUUUUUUACCGUUCUUUGAUAGCUAUAAGCAGAGAUUAACAACGCAGUCUUUUCUUAAUGUAAACGCAGUUUAAAUGAAAAAUAUCAGGAUGUGGUACCUCGAGAAAAAACAGUUCUCUUCUA